Mytilinidion resinicola is the source of this 2739-nucleotide messenger RNA. RefSeq lists its product as uncharacterized. The transcript is spliced from 3 exons. Gene Ontology annotation, molecular function: ubiquitin-protein transferase activity; metal ion binding; protein binding. The coding region runs from base 1 to 2739 and encodes 912 amino acids. Lineage: Eukaryota; Fungi; Ascomycota; Dothideomycetes; Mytilinidiales; Mytilinidiaceae. Gene Ontology annotation, biological process: ubiquitin-dependent protein catabolic process; mitotic cell cycle checkpoint signaling; protein ubiquitination. Gene Ontology annotation, cellular component: nucleus. The record is from RefSeq and is a predicted model, not a curated record.
AUGGCCGAGGAAGAAAAGACUGGGAUGAUGGAUCUAGAGAAGGAGCUGAGCUGUUCGAUCUGUACAGACGUCCUUUACCAACCCCUCACCCUCCUCGAUUGCCUCCAUACCUUCUGCGGCGCGUGCUUGAAAGAAUGGUUCCAUUUCCAGGCUUCAAGUGCGACCUCGAUCCAUCCGUAUACCUGCCCGUCAUGCCGGGCGUCGGUGCGAGACACGCGCCACAAUGCCUCCGUCACGACACUCCUAGACAUGUAUUUGCAGGCGCAUCCGGACCGGGGAAAGUCGCAGCAGGAUAAGGACGAUCAGGACAGGAAGUACAAACCUGGGGAGAAUGUACUGCCAAAGCUCAGGAAGCGGGAAGACCCUGGUGCGGACGAAGAGCGCAGAUUGAUAGCGGAGGCCCAGCAGCUUAGCUUGAGGGAGGCAGGCAUAUCGAGCGGUGGGCUAGAAGCUCCUAGAGAGCGUAGGAGAAGGGAUCGGAGUAGGGAAAGAAGUCGCGACUCCAGAGACCCCGAUGGGAGGAGGCCGAGGACGAGAGACUCGAGCAGGAACCCGCCUGAGCCUUCACGGUCCUCACGGGAUCAUGUACCGGCACGGCAUGUGGAACACCAAUCAAGUCUUAGAUCCCUUCUCAGCGCCUCGGAUUUAGACUCGCAAGAGAUGGAAGAGGAGAUCAUGAGGCAGAUCAUGGAGGAGGGGCUCCUGGACGGCAUCGAUCUCGCCAACAUCGAUGUGGCUCAGGAAGAUGAGAUCAGCGAGAGAAUAGCUCAGGCAUACCGGAGACGGCAGAGAGAAAGACAGCAGCAGAGAGCAGAAAGGCAAGAGCGCCAUACGGGAGAGGGCCGAGUUGAAACGGCUCUCCCAUCCCCGCCAGCGACUCUCCCAUCACCCGCAACUCUCGACAGUCGAAGCUCCUCGAGAGCCUCUGCUCCUCAGCCAAUACGAGUUGAUGGGGAACAGACACGCAGGAGGCCUCAUGGUCGGUCAGAAAGCGCCGUUCUCGCUUUGCCGUCCCCGAACUCAUCACGCCCUCCUGUAUCCCGUCCUGGUCUAAUUGAUGCCGCGAACAACAACGGUCGGGCACAUCAUCGCAGAUCUUCCAGUCAAGGCAGCACUCGCUCAUCUGCUCGCGUAGAUGCACCUAAUUCUCUGUCUGUUACCUCUUCGAGGCAAGCUGCUCGCUCUGCCGGUGAACUCAAUGACCGGCCGUCGUCAUCUGAGGCCAAUCCUCCUCGGAGACGGCGUAUGUCACAGAAUGAUCGGAGCACCACUGACCCAGAGGCAAGGCAGUUCCGAAGCAGUCUCAACACCCAUACCUCAUCAUCUAAUCCUAAUUCUCCAAGACGGUCGGCCUUCAACGUGAACACAGAAAGUCCAUUGUCGAGUCUCCCUCCAUCAACCGUCAUCAAUCCAUCACCCAACUCCUCAUCUCGUCGAACCACAGACCCAACGCAUGCAAGACCAGCUCAACCUACGAACAACAGUUCUCCUGCUCUUGGAGUACCGCGGGCGACUACCGAGCCAUCUGCCGCCGACGCCAGACCGGCGACUUCCACUGGGACCAGCGUAUUUGCACCGCCAACUCUGUACCCAGAACCCGAAAUAGUCUGUAAUAGAUGUGGUAAAACACACAUUGAAUACGACCUCCACUACAACUGCGCACUAUGCGACAAUGGCAACUACAACAUUUGUCUAGAUUGCUAUAGAUCGAGCAAAGGCUGCAAGCACUGGUUCGGCUUUGGGCACGCCGCCUGGAGGAAUUUUGAACAAAAAGCGCCUCCUGGAGGCCACCCUGCCAACUACGAACAGCCUCACGUCCUCGUCGGCCACCGAUACAAACGACCCUCCAACAUGCCACCAGAGCCUCGACCCACAACAGCGGACCAAGGCCCAGCGCGGCGCCUCGAAUCCGGCGUCUUCUGCGACAUGUGCUCCGCCUUCGCCUCGUCCUGCUACUGGAAGUGCGACAUCUGCAACGAAGGCGGCUGGGGCUUCUGCAACGACUGCGUCAACCAAGGCCGCCACUGCACGCACCCCCUCCUCCCCCUCUCCCACAAUCCGCUUCCCAAACCCACCUCCACCACCACCUCCGCCCCGUCCACACCCAGUCUCCACCCUUCCCCAACCCCCUCCACGCCCCCCCUAACCCCCAAAUCCGCCUCCCUAAUCCGCGGCCCCGGCGCCACGCCCCUCGCGAACCAACUCUACCGCCCGCUCACCUUCAGCACCUGCUGCGACAUCUGCACGUACCCUAUCCCACCCUCACACACGCGCUUCCACUGCCCGCGCUGCCAGCGUGGCGACUACGACAUCUGCACGCCCUGCUACCACGGCCUGGUGGCGUCGGGGCGCAUCGCGGCCGAGAACGGGCCGCAGGGCUGGCGGCGCUGCCUGCGCGGGCACCGCAUGGUGGUCGUGGGCUUCGAGGACCGCGCCGGCGGGCAGCGGCGCGUCGUGUCGCGCGACCUGGUCGGCGGCUUGGCGCUGCGCGACGAGGACGGGCUGGACUCGCAGGCGCUGGGGCUUGGGACGCCGGGGAGGUUUCCGCCGGAUGGGGGCGUCGGGUUGAGGGUUGUGGCGCUGUGGGCGAGGUUUCCGCGCGAGGGGGUCGAGGAUGAGUUGAUGUUUCCGAAGUUUGCGGAGAUCAGGGAGGCGGAGGAUAUUAAUGGGGAUUGGUUCUGGGGGUGUUAUGCGGGCGCCAAGGGGCUGUUUCCGGGGAAUUUCACGAGGGUGGUGUGA